UAAUUGACAUACCAUGACAGUAGACAUCAAAAGCCGAUGUUUUUGUGUGUUGAUGAGGUUUUUGUGGGCCUCGUCCUCGUAUCGUAUAAAAUUAUAUUAAAAAAAUAAUUGUAAAAGUGAAAAUGCGAUAUUUUUCUAACUUAUUUCCCGAUAAAAAAGGUUUUAUUACUUUUGUUUUGUACAUAGUACUGUUUGUAUUUCAGGGUGUAUUUGUAACAGCAUCAAAAACAAAAUCAGGAGGAUAUGCCUACAACACCACUCUUGUGGUUUUUUUCUCAGAAUUAUUGAAACUAGUUGCAUCAGCAAUAUUAUACUCAUACCGACGCGAAAAUAAACCACACCUUUUGAAAGCAAUUGCCAUAAAUCAUGAGCUUCUACUAUUAUACUUCGUACCAUCUUUACUUUAUUGCUUUUAUAAUAAUUUGGCAUUUAUUAAUUUAUCGCACUAUGAUCCAACAUCCUACUAUGUACUUCUUCAGUUUAGAAUUGUGGUAACAGCACUAUUAUUUCAGUUCCUGUUUCAGAAGAAAUUAACGAGCAUCCAGUGGGCGUCUUUGGGUGUUCUUACAUUUGGAUGUAUUUUAAAAAAUAUAGAUGCUGCUUCUAUGGACGCUCAAAACGGCGGUAAUGGUUGGUCACAAAUAUUUAACAUUUACUUUUGGUCAAUUAAUUUUCAAAACUUUUGUUCGUGUUUAGCGGGAACGUACAACGAAUAUUUAUUGAAAACAAAAGGUUCUAACGUAGACAUAUUUUUACAAAAUGUUUUUAUGUACCUCGACUCAGUAUUAUGUAACUUUUUCGUGUUGAUGUUCAAAGGUGAACUAGAAACUAUUUUUGAAGACAUUCCCUCACUGUGGGAUGUGUUUGUGAUACUAAUUACUGUUAAUAGUGCUGUAGUGGGAAUUGUCACAAGUUUUUUCUUAAAAAAUCUCAACUCUAUAUUGAAAUCAUAUGCGAGCGCUUUAGAAUUAGUGAUAACAGCUGUAGUGUGCUAUUUGAUAUUUAAUAUUUAUAUAACAUGGUAUACCAUAAUAUCGAUCGGUUUAGUCAGUCUUGCUGUAGGUAUGUACUUUAAAAAUCCUGUAGUUAAUGUAAGUCCCAGUCCUGGAGAUAAAGAUUGCAAGCCUCUACUGGAAGUGACGUCUCAGACAUAGGUUAGUUAAAAACAUAGACUUAAGAAUAUUUGGGCGGAAUAUUUAGUGUUAACGGGAAAUGUCGAUGGAUUUCUGUAUGGUUGAGGACAUCCAAAAGUGGCCAGCCAUAAGGAGAUUCAAAACAGGCUCCGGACAUCUAGGCUUCACGUCAAACCUCGUCCAUCCUUCCUUACAAGUCUAUGAUUCAAGACUGACCGUGCCUUAGUAAAAUUUAAUUAAGUAACCUACAGCAAGGAUCUGAUUAUAUAAUAUUUUUUAAUACUUCUAGAAGUUAUUUUUGACCUCAAAAAUUAGAUUUUUUUUUUAGAUAAGAUUAUAUGAUUUGAUUGAUUUAGAUUUCAGCAUAAACUCCUUUUUUUAAAAUUUUAUGAUCAUUUAGACGUAAACAGUAAAAUUAAUUUUGAAACAAGAUUUCUCUAUGAAUAUUACAUCAUCAAGGAGAAAAAUCUCAAAAAAAGUCUCAACUCAUCUUUUUGGAAUACUUAAGGUUGUCUCAAAGCAAUAAUAUUAUCAAAAUAGCAAAAUACGUUAGCUACUUAGGAAAAUAAAAACGAUAACUACUAUAACUUCUAUGGUACUCAAAAUGAAGCUAUAUAUUUUAAAAAUCUCACCAUGGCGCAAACCAAGGUAUAGCCCCAAAAAAAAUUUGUUGUCUCAUGUACUACAUGAGACAACAAAAAUAAUUUGUUGUCUCAAGUACUACACGAGAUAACAAAUUAUUUUAAUUUAAUAAUAAUCAUUUACAUGUUAGGAUUGUGAUACUGAAACUAUAGAAUAUUUUUUAACCAAAAACCAGUUACUUAUUAAAAUAUUCAUACAUACAUAUGUACAUACAUAAAAUCACGCCUCUUUCUAAAAUAUUCAUAUUUCAAGUUACUUGAGAAAAAUUGUUAGCAUCAUGAACUCAACGUCUUUCAUUACUUUUUUAUAAUAUUGUACAUAAAUUGUUACAUUUUGUAAGAUAGAACUUACUAGAGGUACACAUUUUUAGCUACAUCUGUUUGGCGAAUACCAAAGGAUCUCAUAGCUGUGAGAAAAACAUUAUAGAUUUGUAAAUUAGUAAUAAUAUAUCUUUUAAUACUGCCCGUAUAUAUUUUGUUAGCCUAAAAUAAGAUCUUUAUAUUUAUUCGCUCCUUAAAUAAUAUAAUAAUAAGUUAAAUUAUUUUAGAUGUACAUUAUGUACCAUCUAUAUAUAUUUUUAAAUUUUUGCGUUGCAUGAUUAUUAAUGACUAAGGUAUAUUAUCUACAAGAUAUAAUUACACACAAAUUAGAUUGGGAUAAGCAUAUUUACUAUUUGGGAAACGACCGUCAAAUUUUAUCAGUUGGGAAAGAAGACCUAUGUUUAUUUUAAAGGUAGAUUCAGAAGUUGAUUUUGUGACAGCUUAAGUUUGCGGAGGUCAAAUGGCAGUUACGUUAUAUUUAAAAGUCAUUUAAAAAAUAGUUAUGCAUCUUAGUGACCUCCCAACUUUAAUUGGGGUCAUAGUAAUAGUGCCCAACCAAGAGCAGAUGUACCAAAACGUAGGAUGAUGGUUAGUGUACAAAAAUUAUGCUCAAUGAUAAAGAUGACUUCAUAUCAAUAAAUUAAGUGCCAUUGUAAAAAAUGUAACUUAUAGUAAGCGUCAUUUACUAUUAAUAUUUUAAUCAUGUGCGUAUUUAUUUUAAUUUAUGGUUAUUCAACUUAUCUGUGUUUAUGUAUACACUCUAAACUAGAAGCAAAAUUGUAUAUGUGAUUUAGUGCAUGAUAACUUUAAUGAUAUAAGUAAUAAUGACAACAAACAAACAAUAUUGUUGACAUUAUGAGGUAAUUUCUUCGUCACAAUAAUUCUUUAAUUUAUAUUCGUUAUGAUUGCAAAUCUUUCUUAAUUACUAAAUUUUCUGUAGUAAAAACAAGUAGGUAUUUACUAGAUGUCUUUAUUGCAAUAUUGCGUUUAAGUGGUCAACAGUCCUACUGAGCAAAGUUUACUCUGUUGAGGAGUUCAUAAUGAAUAGAAUACUCUGAAGAACUAUCCUAUGGAAGUGCCCUAUGCAUGUACUUUGCCUGCAUACCUAAAUUAACCAAACCCGGAUACAAACAUGGCGGACUAGAGAUGUUCACUUGUUCAUUUAGUCGAUAAUAUUUUAUCGAUGGAUGAGUAAGUUAAGAUUGUUUAUUUCCGAUCACAGUUAUAUCUUUAAAGUUUUAUACGUCUGUGAUUUGGUUCUACAUUGGGAAUCCCAACUAUCUUGGCUAUAUUCUAAGGUCCAACAAUAUUUUAUCUAUCACCAUCUAUAUCAUUUGGAUAAAAAGUGUUUGGAAAUCAAAUAUAAUUAAUACCCUGUGAUUCAGAUUAUAGCUAAACCGCUGGACCGUUUGUGAUGAAAUUUGGUGCGGUAGUAGUUAAAUACCUGAGUUCAAAUUUAAGUCAGCGGCAGCAAAAGUACAUCCAAGCCAAUGAAGAGAGUACUGAUAAAAGUGUGUUAAUGAUUUUUCUCCCGUAAAAUCACUGUUGUGAGAAAGAGACAGAUAUAUCAUUGUUAUUUCUGAGUCAAGUUGAACAAUUUCGGCAUUUCCUUAUGAUAGUUCUUCAUUGAUAGAAUAACAGAAUCAAAAAUAAAUGUUCAACAAACUACUUAAUUUUAUCUCUUACUAUUGCUUACUUAUCAUUUGGCACUUAUUCCCAAGUAUUGGAGGAGAAAUGAAGGCAAAUAAGUUCUCGGUCUAUUGUAUUUGUUAAAGUUACAACUUCGCCGCGUACAGAUUUCAUUUUAUAUAUUAAGUAGGAUGAAUAUCCUAAGCCAACAGUAUAAGUAAUAACAGUAAACAGUACGAUGGAAAGCAAGGGAAAAAUAAAACAUUUAAAUUUAUUUUAUGUUUAUUUAAUUAACUAUAAGCCUUGCUUAAAAACUAUUUAUAAUUGAUCGAGGGUGUACACGCUUAUUAAAUAACGACAUUGGGACACGCUCAAAGAUAAAUCUUUAAAAGUCAAAACAACGUGUAAAAAUGUAUUUGUCGGAAUUAUUUUAUGUCAAUAAAGUAUUAUGUUAAUGAAUACAAUA
Amyelois transitella is the source of this 4190-nucleotide messenger RNA. It is a transcript of the gene senju, whose product is annotated as UDP-galactose transporter senju. The transcript is spliced from 4 exons. Gene Ontology annotation, molecular function: UDP-galactose transmembrane transporter activity. Gene Ontology annotation, biological process: pyrimidine nucleotide-sugar transmembrane transport. Bases 123 to 1154 code for a protein of 343 amino acids. The record is from RefSeq and is a predicted model, not a curated record. Gene Ontology annotation, cellular component: Golgi membrane. NCBI's taxonomy places the organism in Eukaryota, Metazoa, Arthropoda, Insecta, Lepidoptera, Pyralidae.